CAGAGAACCACACCUCGUGCCGGGGCUGGAAGUUCCCAGAGCAGGGAAAUUUCCACGCCGGCCAAGGCAGCCCGUCCCGGGAGGCGCCCGAAGGAAACUGACCAGCCCGGAGGAGGAGACGGCUGUCGUUCAAGUAGAUUUCCAAAGAAGGAAGAACGUUCUCAUCAGCAGCUCUGUUUGGAAGCCGGAAGGAAUUUCCCACUCUUUGUAACCCAAGAGUGGCCCUGGAAAUGCCGGUCGACGUUUGAAUUUUUGACCAAGCAGCAGAAACUACUUUGGGGCGGGAGCAAACCCUUCUUGCGUGGUGCCACAGAGGUCCGGCCAAGAGGGUGGAUUACCGGAAUCCGUGAGGAGAUCAACACAUCAGCUAGAAAGCUGGAAUCCUCGACGAAUAUGAGUGAUUUUUGGCACAAGCUGGGUUGUUGCGUAGUAGAGAAACCACAGCCGAAAAAGAAGAGGCGGCGAAUCGACCGCAGCAUGAUAGGGGAGCCGCUGAACUUUGUCCACCUGACGCACAUCGGGUCCGGAGACAUGGCAAAUGAAGGGCUGCCCAUGACGGGGGCAGUCCAGGAAAUGAGAUCCAAAUGCGGCCGGGAGCGACAGUGGAGCAACUCCCGCGGCUUGUAGCUCUGCCUUCUUCCCGCCUUCUCCAGCGUUCCAGGCUAAUUAAUUAAAAAAAACCAAAAACAGAAAGAAAGAAAGAAAUAUAUGUGUAUAUAUAUAUAUAAAAACAGCCCACACUUGAAUUACCUGUUUGAGCUUGUCAGAACAAGUUGGAAACGCAAGACAUCUCCCGGUGAAGUCGACUCAGUAACUUAUGCAAACUGAUUUCCAAAUGUUCUGGGCCUUUUUUUUUUUUUUGCCUUCCCCUUUUUAAA
Molecule: messenger RNA, 878 nt
Organism: Gekko japonicus
Lineage: Eukaryota; Metazoa; Chordata; Lepidosauria; Squamata; Gekkonidae
Gene: CDC42SE1
Product: CDC42 small effector 1
Exons: 5
Coding region: 394-627 (77 amino acids)
Biological process (GO): regulation of Rho protein signal transduction
Cellular component (GO): plasma membrane
Molecular function (GO): small GTPase binding
Source: RefSeq, a predicted model, not a curated record